AUGACGGACAAUCAACCACCACCAGUGCCGGGAUCAAGGGCUUUUUCGUUCCAACAAGCGCUGGCCCAAAUCCUCCAGCAACAGCAACAACUGUUUUCAAAGUUGUCCGAACAGCUGGAUGCCACUCAGCGCUGUUUUAAGGAAUUGUCCCGUGAUGAUGUUGCCCUAGAAUCACUAGCGAGUAACAUCACAGAGUUCAACUACGAUCCAGACCAGGGUUGUACCUUCGACGCCUGGUUCUGCCGUUACUCCGAGCUGUUCGACAAAGAUGCAGCGAAACUCGACGACGCUGCAAAAGUGCGGCUUUUAAUGAGGAAGCUAAGCCCCGCCGCGCAUGAGCGGUACACUUCGUUCGUCCUUCCAAAACUGUCGAAGGAGUUCAGCUUUGCGGAAACCACCGAAACGCUGAAAAAGCUAUUCGGAUCUCCUGUCUCCGUAUUUCAUCGGCGAUUCCAGUGCCUUCAAACGGCAAAAGAAGAUUCGGAGGACAUUUUGGCGUAUUCCUGUAAAGUGAACAGAAUGUGUGUGGAUUUUAAGUUAUCAGACAUCUCUGAAGAACAUUUUAAAUGUCUGAUAUUUGUUUGUGGACUCAAAUCGCCCAAAGACACUGACAUCCGGAUGCGCUUAAUAAAUAAAUUAAACGAAUCUGCUGAUGUGACGUUGGCGAAAAUUGUGGAAGAAAGCCGGAAUCUCAUGAACCUUAAAAGUGAUAAUGUGAUGGUCGAGAAACUCUCACAACCGGCAGUGAACUCAGUGAAUAAAAGUGAUAGCAAGUUUCCGAAACAACACCGAAAGUCAUCCAGUGAUUUCGGAAACAAAACUACCACCGAUCAACCGCGGAGUCCCUGCUGGGCAUGUGGAGGCAUGCACUUCGCGAAGGAGUGCCAUUUUCGGGAUCACCAGUGUCGUGAGUGCGGGAAAAGAGGCCACAGGGAAGGCUACUGUGCCUGCUUUCUCGGGAAAUCGGCUGGAAAACAAAAAAGUGCAAAACACAAGAAGUCAACAAAAGUGGUGUCGAUAAACGCAGUCAACCGCAGUAGGAAAUAUGCGGAGGUGUUGAUUAAUAAUGUCCCAGUUCGGCUGCAGGUCGACUCUGCCUCGGACAUAAGUGUAAUCACCGAGGCAUUGUGGAAGCAGAUCGGCAAACCUGCCGCCCACCCACCAUCAUGCCAGGCGAUAACAGCAUCGGGCGAUCCUUUACCGCUCGCUUCGGAAUUCUGGUGUGAUGUAAACAUAAACGGCACUUCCAAACGAGGUUUAUGUUACGUCGCUUCUCCGAAAGUGAACCUAUCCGUACUGGGCACCGAUUGGAUAGAGAUGUUUGGCUUGUGGGACGUCCCGUUUAACACGUUCUGCAACCAAGUAACCAGCAGCACAGAUCCCUCGUCCAAAAUCGGGGCAGAUUUGCAAUCGAAGUUCUCCGAAGUGUUCACCAGUCGUAUGGGUCUGUGCACCAAGACCAAAGUGCAGUUGUCACUCCGUGGAAAUCCAAAACCAGUGUUCCGUGGUAAACGCCCCGUAUCCUACAGCAUGGAAGGUGUUGUUGAGGAUGAAAUCCAGCGCUUAGUAAAUCUCGGCGUCCUGCAACCGGUCGAUUUUUCGGACUGGGCCGCGCCGAUUGUGGUCGUCCGCAAACCAAACGGUACCGUUCGCAUCUGUGCCGAUUUCUCCACAGGACUCAACAGUGUGCUGGAAGCAAAUCAAAAUCCACUUCCUCUGCCAGAGGAUAUAUUCACCAGCAUGUCCGGUUGUCGAUUUUUCACUCACAUCGACCUCUCGGACGCCUAUCUCCAGGUCCAGGUGGACGAAAAUAGCCAGCAUCUCCUCACCAUAAACACCCACAAAGGUUUGUUCCGCUUCACACGACUGUCUCCGGGUAUCAAAUCUGCCCCGGGAGCAUUCCAGCAGAUAGUCGAUGCCAUGCUAAGCGGACUUCAAUGCACUCGUGGCUACUUGGAUGAUCUUCUGGUUGGAGGAAAAUCGGAGGACGAACUGAACCGGAACGUACACCAGGUUCUAAGCCAACUCCAGGACUACGGUUUCACGGUUCGCAUUGAAAAGUGCCGGUUCAAUAUGCGACAAAUCAAAUAUCUGGGACAGAUCCUCGACACCGAUGGUAUUCGGCCCGACCCGGAUAAGGUUUCCGCCAUUGCAGCAAUGCCAGCACCGCACGACGUACCGACACUCCGCUCAUACCUGGGGGCGGUAAAUUAUUACUCCAAGUACAUCCCCGAAAUGCGCCAGCUGAGAUUUCCCAUGGACCAACUUCUGAAAACAGGAGUCAAGUGGGAGUGGAGUGGCGCGUGUCAACAAGCGUUCGACCGAUUUAAAAAGCUUCUACAAUCGCCGCUCGCUCUCACCCACUACGACCCGAAGCAGGAAAUAAUAGUCUCGGCCGACGCAUCAUCAGUGGGCAUUGGUGCACGAAUCGCUCACCGUUUCCCCGACGGGACUAUCAAAGCUGUUUGUCACGCUUCCCGCAGUUUGACCCCGGCUGAAACCAAUUACAGCCAGAUCGAAAAAGAGGGUCUAGCUUUGAUUUUCGCCGUGACACGUUUUCAUCGAAUGCUGUUUGGGAGGCACUUUACUCUCGAGACGGAUCACAAACCACUGUUGGCCAUCUUCGGAUCCAAAAAAGGAAUCCCUAUCUACACAGCCAACAGACUGCAGAGCUUCGGGCAUGCAGACGUUUUGUCUCGGUUGAUCAACACGCAUAUUCGACCAGACGAAGAGUUUGUUAUUGCGUCAAUUGAGCUGGAGAAGACCAUCCAUUCCGUCGUUCAACAAUCCUUGGAGGUGUUACCGUUAACUUUCAAGGCUAUUCAAGCGGAAACACAAUCCGAUCCGAUACUCAAGCAAGUUCUACGUUUCGUCCAGCAGGGCUGGCCGAAAAGCAAAUCGGAUCUCAGCGACACACAACUCCAGCAAUUCUACUUGCGUCGCGACGGUCUGUCUUCUUCUUCGGGGUGCCUGACAUAUGGAGAAAGAUUAGUUAUUCCAGCGAAAUUCCACAAGAAAAUUCUCCACCAGCUGCACAAAGGCCACCCAGGUGUGGAUCGAAUGCGUUCGAUCUCCAGAAACUACGUGUAUUGGCCUGGUAUCGACGACAGCAUCGCUCAACUUGUUCGCGCCUGCACCGAGUGCGCUAGUGUAGCCAAAACCAACAGAAAAACAACUCUUGAAUCCUGGCCAGCUCCCACCAAACCCUGGCAAAGGAUUCACAUCGACUAUGCUGGGCCAGUCGAUGGUAUGUAUUAUUUGAUUCUCGUCGACGCAUUCAGCAAGUGGCCCGAGGUAGUCCCAACAAAACGGAUCACUACGGCUGAUACUUUAAUCAUCCUCCGUAGUAUUUUCGCCAGAUUUGGCAUGUCGGAAACCCUGGUUAGCGACAACGGUCGGCAAUUGGUCAGCGAAGAAUUCGAGCGAUACUGCGAAGUGAAUGGAAUUUUGCAUCUGAAAACACCACCAUUCCACCCGCAGUCUAACGGACUUGCUGAACGUUUUGUCGACACGUUCAAAAGGACACUGAAGAAAAUUACAGCAGGGGGAGAGGUCCUAGCAGAAGCCAUAGACACUUUUCUUCUUUGUUAUCGCUCCACCCCGUGUCGCGGUGCACCGGAUGGAAAAACGCCAGCUGAAGUUCUUUUGGGUAGGCCAGUGCGCACGUCUCUCGACUUACUCAAACCACCGUCCCAGUACUUUUCGAAAACCACCAAGCAAGAUCAGCAGUUCAAUCGAAAACACGGUGCCAAGGCCAGAAGCUAUGAACGUCAGGACCUGGUCUGGGCAAAAGUCUACGAAAAUAACUCCUGGUGCUGGGAACCGGGUCAAAUUUUAGAACGAGUAGGAAAUGUAAUCUACAACGUAUGGCUCCCACAGAAAUCAAAACUAAUUCGAUCGCACUGCAACCAGAUGAGGCAACGGUGCGAGUCUGCAGAAGAAUCAAUUAAGUCCAAGUCCUCGGCCAGAAUCCCACUAUCUAUUUUACUCGAUUCUUGGGGUUUGUCCGAGUCGAAUUCGGUUCCAGAAGACAACAACGAAAUUCGAACUAACUCUAGUUUAAUACCUGCUCUCGUACAACAGGAAAUGGAAUCAACUACCAGACCACAUCGGAGGCAGCCUCACCCAGCUAAUCCGCUCAUACCUCGCCACUCUUCGAGGACCAGAAGAGCGCCAGUGCGUUAUGAGCCGUAUCACCUGUAUUAA
Messenger RNA from Uranotaenia lowii, 4206 nucleotides. RefSeq lists its product as uncharacterized. Gene Ontology annotation, molecular function: nucleic acid binding. Bases 1 to 4206 code for a protein of 1401 amino acids. The transcript is spliced from 2 exons. Lineage: Eukaryota; Metazoa; Arthropoda; Insecta; Diptera; Culicidae. Gene Ontology annotation, biological process: DNA integration. The record is from RefSeq and is a predicted model, not a curated record.